CAAAUCAAAGUCAAACUCAUGUUGGUUGAUUUGAUUAAACUUUGUGUGGUAGAUUUUUGUUGUCUUACGUGAACUUUUGAAUAUUAAAAUUAGUAGAAAAUAAUGGAAGAAAAUGUUGCAUUGGAUUCUAGCAAACAGAAACAGUUUGUCAAGUCAAUAAAAGGCAUAAAGAAGAAGUUAAUAAAAAAAAAGGCUCUGCAAUCAGAGUCUGUACAUGUGCCGAACGAAGUCAAAGAUGGAAAAUCUAAGAAACGAAACUAUAAAGAAAGAGGCCUUGUUUAUUUGGCCCAUAUUCCACAUGGAUUUUACGAGAAUGAGAUGACUCAGUACUUUAAACAGUUUGGUAUGGUCACAAAUGUGCGGGUAAUCAGGUCUAAACGAACCGGUAACUCUAAAGGUUAUGCAUUUGUUGAAUUCAAAGAGCCCACAGUUGCGCAAAUUGUUGCAGAGACAAUGAAUAAUUAUUUGAUGGGCAAAAGAUUAUUAAAAGCUGCUUACAUUCCACCUGAGAAACAGAGGCAUCAUGCUAUGAGAAAGAAAUGGAAUCCUAUCCACAAUCCAGGCAGAGAUGCUAUGAUAAAACAGAAGAAGGCAUACAAUGCUGAUAAAACAGACUCUCAAGAUUUGAAAAUAGCAAGGAAAACUCUUUCAAAUAUAAAAAAAACAAAGGAAAAGCUUCGUGCUCUAGGCAUUAAUUAUGAUUUUUUUACACCAGUUGAUGUUCCAAAUGAAUUAUUAUCUACAGUAUAUCCUAAUGAACAAAAACAAAAAUAUACUCCUAAAAUUAAUAAAAAUGAAAAGGUACAAAGUGUUGUUCAGACCAAUAAUGGUAAACAAGAGAUGAGAGCAAUUAAGAACAAAGAUAAGAAAAUAAAUAAUGAUGAAAAGAUAUCAAAAGUUGACAAAAAGCAGCAAAAACAAAAAGAGCUGAAGUUAAAAGAGAAAGGUGUGAAGCCCGUUGAAAACUUCAUUAAAGUCAAGGAAGAUUCUGAAGAUGAAUCUGAUAGUUCACUUGACUUUGAUUCAGAUGAGUAUGAAAAGCUGAUGGAGGAUGAUGAGAGCUCAUUAGGUUCACAGGAGGAAGGAAGUGAUUCUGAAGUUGCCUCUGAUGAUGAUGAUGAUGAUGAAGGAGAAACAGUUGAUGAAGAGAGUGAUGAUGAGAGUGAAGUAGAGGAACCGCCCAAAGUUCCUUUGGUUUUAAAUCCAAAUAAGCUUAAGAAUCUAGGUAAUAAAAGUGCAAAAGAUUCUCAACAAAAAAGGAAGGCAUUUUCAGUUGCAGACUCUCCAACUAAGAAGUCUAAGUUUGAGAAACAACAAAAGAAUCCACAAAUUGCGAAGAAACAAUUCAAAAAGAAGAAAUCAUUAUUGUAAUUUUAAUUACUUUUCUAAGUAUAAUAAAACAAUAAUA
This is a messenger RNA of Amyelois transitella, 1408 nucleotides long. It is a transcript of the gene Nopp34, whose product is annotated as MKI67 FHA domain-interacting nucleolar phosphoprotein. Gene Ontology annotation, molecular function: RNA binding. The record is from RefSeq and is a predicted model, not a curated record. Gene Ontology annotation, biological process: maturation of LSU-rRNA from tricistronic rRNA transcript (SSU-rRNA, 5.8S rRNA, LSU-rRNA). Gene Ontology annotation, cellular component: nucleolus. Bases 103 to 1371 code for a protein of 422 amino acids. NCBI's taxonomy places the organism in Eukaryota, Metazoa, Arthropoda, Insecta, Lepidoptera, Pyralidae. The transcript has 8 exons.